AGGGCUAUAGUAGGGACUUUGCCUAAUUAGGUCAUGUGUGUUUUCCAAUGUGCUGGUUGCAGAAUGAAUAUUUUAACCUGCUGACCCACUUAGAAGAGUUCUGGUGACUCUAGAAGCACUUGGAGAAGCUGGUUUUAAAGGAUUUAAUCUACAAGCUCGAGAAAUAGAUGGAGAUAGUCCUGUUGGUACUUUUAAAAUUACAGAUCCAAACACCAAAGGCUUGGAAUGUCAUAAUAUGACGAAUUCAGCAAUAAGUCAUGCAAAUUCAGAUGUGAAACAGAAAGUUACAACAACAUGGAUUGCUCCACAUGAUGUUGGAGAGCUUCAAUUUAUUGCAACCGUUGUUCAAAAUCUAGAGAAUUUUUGGGUUGGAAUUCAAAGCAAAACUCUCACACCUACACAUUCUGAGUCAGUUAAUGGGACAGGAAAAAGUAAAAGGAAGCUUAUGAUAGAAGUAGAAUGUAACAAGCAUGGAGGGACUUACACAACACAAGGCCGAUGCAUCAUGGUUGGACCUUCAGGUUCUUCUCAGAGCAGCUAUUCAGGCAGUCAGGGUGGAGUAGUCUACACAAUAAGCAGCAGUGGAUGUGGCCCUGGAGGUGCUGCUGGUACAUAUGGUCAACAUGCCUGCAGAGACAGUGCAUCUUCAUCCGGCAUUUCCUAUGGCCAGUCUGUCCCUUCAAGCAGCUCUGAUUCCAGUAAGAAGGUAGUGGUCGUUGCCAACAGCAACCCUUUUCCACCUGUGCGUCAUACCUUCCCCCAGAGUUUGGGAAGUUCUGCUACAAGGAUCAUAGUACAGGGUGGACAAAGACAGCAAAGCAGCAGUAGCAGCAGCACUUAUAUCACGGGCUACCAGCCUCAAGGUGGCAGCUCCUAUGGACAGGGCUACAGACCUCAAGGUGGCAGUUCCUAUGGCCAGGGUGGGCCAAGUUUCUCGGGCAGCAGCAGUUCUUAUGGCCAGGGUUCCCAAGGCAGCCAGUCCUAUGGCCAGGGCUACCAGCCUCAAGGUGGUAGUUCCUAUGGACAGGGUGGAUCUUCUUCAAGUGGCAGCAGUGGUUGUGGACAAGGUGUUUCAUAUGAUAGCAAUCCCUGCCACCAGGGUGGAUCACAGGGUGGAUCACAGGGUAGUCAGGGUGGAUCAUACUCACAAAACUAUGGUGGUAGCCAACAGACUGGAUCAUCAUCCUCACAAAAUUAUGGUAGCAACCAGGAUGGAUCCUACUCCCAAAACUAUGGUGGUGGCCAAGGUGGAUCAUCCUCCUCAGACACCUAUUAUGAUAAUCAGGAUUCACAAUAUUCCUCAGAUGAUAAUCCCAAUGCUUGUGAUGAUAAUGACACUACUUACAGUGCCAAGAGUCGGGGUUCUGGUUGUGCAAAGAAGAAAGUUCUUGUUGCCCGAGAUACAUCACAUGCUUUAAGCAGAAGAGCCUAUGAUGUACAGAAUGCAUCUUCUCCUUCAAACAGCAGCCACACUGACGUCCAGGGUGGAUCAUUUAUUGCAACCAGUGGUGGAUCAAGUAAUCAGGGUGGUUGCAUUUGUCCUGAUGGAAGCAGUGGUCAUAGACAGGGAGCCCCAGGUUAUCCACACAGCACAUAUUCUGGUAACCAGGGAGGGCCUUUCUUCUAUCCCGGAGGAUCCUAUGGACAGGGCGGCCCAGGUUCUUCCCACAGUUCUUACUCUGGUAACCAGGGAGGGUCUUCCUACUAUCCUGGUGGAUCUUACGGACAGGGAGGGUCUUCUGUUUAUGACGGUAGCAGUGAAUCCUAUGGUCAGGGUGGAUCUUCCGCAUAUAGUGGUGCUGAGUCCUAUGGCCAGGAUUCGCCUUCCAUAGGAGGCAGUGAAACUGCUGAGAGUGAUUCCUCCUCACCAGCUGGUAGCCGCCAGAGUGAACGGGAUUUUUAUUCCCCAGGAGGCAGCCAGUCAGGUGGACAUGGAUCAUCUUCUCAAGGUGGUGGCUACUCGAGUGGACAGGACUCAUCAUCAUCUGGAAGCAACCAGUAUGGUGGACAGGGUUCAUCUUCUUCAGGAGGCAGCCAGCCUGGUGGACAGGGUGCAUGUGAUUGUUCUGGGGGAAGUUCUGGUGGAUCCCCUACCUUAGUCAGAAGUGAUGCCUCUGCAAAUGACUCAUCUUCUUCUGGAGGCAGCCAGUACAGCAGCCAAGAUUCAUAUUCCUCAGGAGCUAGCCAGUAUGGAGGACAUGGGCCAUCUUCUUAUGGAGGCAGCCAAUAUGGUGGACAAGGUUCACCUUCCUCAGGAGGCAGCCAAUAUGGUGGACAGGGUUCACCUUCUUCAGGAGGCAGCCAGUAUGGAGGGCAGGGUCCAUAUUUCCCAGGUGGCAGCCAUUAUGGAGGACAGGGUGUGGCUUCUUCAGGAAGCAGCCAGUACAGUGGACAGGGCUUUUCUUCAGGAGUCAGACAGUCUGGUGGACAGGGUGGGUGUGUGUGCCCCGGUGGAGGUCCAGGCUCUUUCGGAGGAGCCAACUAUGCUGGUGGACAGGGUUCAUCAUAUUCUGGAAGCAAUCAGUAUGGUGGACAGGGAUCUUAUCCCUCAGGAAGCAGCCAGUAUGGUGGGCCGGGCUCAUAUUCUUAUGGAGGGAGACAACAUGGUAAACCAGGUUCAUCUUCCUCAGGAAGCAGUCAUCAAGGAAAGCCAGGUGGCUCUGGCUCGGGAAGCACUUAUUCUGGAAAACAGUCACCUUCCUCUGGAGGCAGUCAAGUGAGCUCUGCUGGGAAACACUCCACUCCCCAACUCCUGAUGUUAUUCAGUGUUUUGAGUGCCUUUGCUCUCUCUGCUGCCACAUCAAAAUGGUCUAUAUGAACCUCCGAAGAGCUGUUUGACAACCUAAACAUGGAUUAUAUUCCAUAUUAUUAGAUUAAUUACUUAAUGUAAGAAAAAAAAUAUCCUUAAGUCAAAUUGUCAGAUGCUACUUGGCUGUUAUGUUGCAUGUCUAGCUGAUAUGUCAUGCCUUUCAUUAGUUUACCUCUGGUUUUAGUUAUUAGUAGAUAUCAUUAGUUUUGUCAGUGUUUUAGGCAUCAUUUUAAGAGAGCAUAUUGUACCCCACCUUCAUGAUUUAUUUGUAUUUCUGACAGGGAAUGCGAUGAACUGACUGGUGUGACAAAUGAACACUUAGAAAGUAUUUGGUUAUUAACCAAAGUGGACGAGGUCAAAUAAAUCGUUAUAGAUGCGAGCUGA
Messenger RNA from Lepidothrix coronata (blue-crowned manakin), 3193 nucleotides. RefSeq names its product loricrin-like. The coding region runs from base 236 to 2818 and encodes 860 amino acids. The record is from RefSeq and is a predicted model, not a curated record. Lineage: Eukaryota; Metazoa; Chordata; Aves; Passeriformes; Pipridae. The transcript is spliced from 66 exons.